Messenger RNA from Ornithorhynchus anatinus (platypus), 2323 nucleotides. It is a transcript of the gene RGL2, whose product is annotated as ral guanine nucleotide dissociation stimulator like 2. The record is from RefSeq and is a predicted model, not a curated record. NCBI's taxonomy places the organism in Eukaryota, Metazoa, Chordata, Mammalia, Monotremata, Ornithorhynchidae. Gene Ontology annotation, biological process: Ras protein signal transduction; positive regulation of GTPase activity. Gene Ontology annotation, molecular function: guanyl-nucleotide exchange factor activity. Gene Ontology annotation, cellular component: plasma membrane.
CCGACCCCCGAGCCGUCCGAUGCUGCCCCGGCCUCUGCGCCUGCUCCUCGACGGGCCCGGCCCGGGGGGCGUCGUCCUCAGCGCCUUCCGGCCCCGGGACCCCGAGCGCCGCGGCCAACGGACACCCCGGGAGCGGGACGAGCGGGACGAGCGGGACGAGCGGGACGAGCCGGACGAGCGGGACGAGCUGCAGGUCCCGGCCGGCGCGCGGGAGGAAGAGGAAGACGGGGCCCUGUUCGCCGUCGUCACCCGCCGGUACCGACCCCCGGACCCCGAGGCCCCGGUGCCCCCGCCCCGCCUGACCCGCCGGCUGCGGGCGGGGACGUUGGCGGCCCUGGUGGGACACCUCCUCCUGGACGCCCGCGCGCCGGGGGCCGGCGACGGGACCUUCGCCGCCGCCUUCCUGGGCACGCACCGCGCCUUCGCCACCCCCGACGCCAUCUUGGAGCUGCUCCUGGACAGGGUGGACGCCGCGGAAUCGGGCCCCGGGGAGGAGCCGGAGCUCACCAGGAGGGCCGCCCUGGCGGUGCUGGCCGCCUGGAUGGCGGCCCACCCGGAGGACUUCGGGCCGGACGCCGGCGGGCAGCGGGAGAGACUGGAGGGCUUCCUGCGGGAGGGGCCCGGGGCCGCCCGCCUCCUCCUCCGGGACCUCCGGGCCCUGGCCCCCCGCCCCCCGCCCCCCGCCCCGCGCCCCGCGCCCCCCGACCCCCGCGACCCCACGGACGUCCUCAUCUUCCUCGCCGACCACGUGGCCCGGCAGCUCACCCUCAUGGACGCGGAGCUGUUCCUGUCGGUGGUGCCGUGGCAGUGCCUGGGCGGGCUGUGGGGUCAGCGGGGGCGGCCCGGCCGCUCGCACCUGUGCCCCUCCGUCCGCGCCACCGUCGCCCAGUUCAACCGGGUGGCCGGGGCCGUGGUCAGCUCCGUCCUGGGCGCCGCCGGCCCCGGGCCCGACGCCCCCCUGGCCGCCAGGCCCCUGCGGCCCCCCCAGAGGGCCCGCCUGCUGGAGAAGUGGAUCCGGGUGGCCGAGGAGUGCCGCCUGCUGCGCAACUUCUCCUCGCUGCGCGCCAUCGUCUCGGCCUUGCAGUCCAGCCCCGUCCACCGCCUCCGGGCGGCCUGGGCCGAGACGGGCAGUCGAGAGAAGGGGCUCUUCUCCAGCCUGUCGCAGAUCUUCUCCGAGUCGGACAACUACUCCCAGAGCCGGGAGCUGCUGCUGCCGCCGCAGGAGAACCCCCCGCCGCCGGGCUCGGAGGCGACCCCGAAGAGACAGACCGGGCCCGAGACCCCCGGCGGGGUGGUCCCCUACCUGGGCACCUUCCUCAAAGACCUGGUGAUGUUGGACGCCGCUGCCCCGGACACCCUGGAGAACGGUUACAUCAACUUCGACAAGCGGAGAAAGGAGUACGCGGUGCUGAAGCGCCUGCGGGGUCUGCAGGCCGAGUGCCGGGGUUACCGCCUGCCCGCCCCGGACCCCGAUUUCCGCCAGUGGCUGCGCGGGCUCCGGACCCUCUCCGACGCCCAGAGCCACCAGCUGUCCUGCGAGGCGGAGGGGCCCCCGGCGGGCGAGGGGCCGGAGGCGCCCGCCCCGCGCGCCCUGCGACCCGCCCUCCUCAUCGCCCACUGCACCGACCUCCUGAGCGUCGUCGGGGGACCGUCGGCCUCGGCGUCGUGGGACGGGACGGCCGCCCCGCCUCGGCGCGUCAAGUGGCCGUCGACGUCGUCCCUGGACUCGGCGCCGGAGGGGACCCCGCCGCCGCCGCCGCCGCCCCGGCCGCCCGCCGCCCCGGGCCCCCGCGGCCACCGGCGCUCGGCCUCGUGCGGGUCGACGCCGGGCCGGGGGUCGGCGGGAGGCGGGCCCGGGGGGCCCCCGGGGUCGGACGGCCGCGUCGUCCGCGUCCGCAUGGAGCUGGGACACGACGGGACCGUCUACAAGAGCCUCCUGGUGAGCAGCCAGGACAAGGCCCCGGGCGUGGUCCAGGCGGUGCUCAAGAAGAACAACCGCGACCCCGCCGACGCCCCCCACUAUCAGCUCGUCCAGCUCCUGCCCGGCCAGCGAGAGCUGGCCAUCCCGCCCUCGGCCAACGUGUUCUACGCCAUGGACGGCUCCAGCCUGGACUUCGUGCUGCGCCGCCGCCGCCCUUCGACCCCGGCCUCGCACGACGCCCAUCACGACGCCGGCGGCUCCUCCUUCCCCCGCAUCAAGGCCACCGGCCGGAAACUGGCCCGCGCCCUCUUCUGAGGAGGAUUCGAACCCAGGACUGGGCCCUGGAAGGGGGAGGGGGCGACGCGGGACCCCCCCCCCAAGGAGGGUCGAGUCACGUGAGCG